Thrips palmi is the source of this 1641-nucleotide messenger RNA. Its product is annotated as formin-like protein 20. The record is from RefSeq and is a predicted model, not a curated record. Bases 127 to 1641 code for a protein of 504 amino acids. The transcript has 2 exons. Lineage: Eukaryota; Metazoa; Arthropoda; Insecta; Thysanoptera; Thripidae.
CGCGCCCCGGCCUCGCCGAACACCGCCAAGGCCUCGCGGCGUCGCCCUGAACACUGAGGCGCGGCCGAGGCCUGGCACCAUGGCCAUUGGCCUCGCCAUUGGCCGAGGCCCUCGCAGCCCUGAAGGAUGCGGCUGAUUGUGUGGGCUCUCGUAUGGUGUCACACCUGCCUGAGCGUCAUGGGGGCGCAGCCACCGCAGCCAGACGACAUCCUUGGCCUGGAUCCCUGCCGACCCAGAGCACCCAGGGCCCGGAAACACGCCUCGGGGAUCCGCCUCGUGGCGGGCCACUUCAACAACGUCAAGAGCAUCGGAGACCGCGGAAGCGAUCCCCAGAGGUUCGCCAGUGCCGCGGCCCUGCAAGGCAUCCGCCGCCGAGCCCCGGCUCCCGACGGCAACCUGGACACCUUCCGGACGAUGCUGCUGGAGGAGACGGACGACCUGCCGCACCCCGGAGAGGUGGUCCUGCCCGCCGAUGACGCGGAGGCCUCCGCGGCCAACGAGGUCCCCAACGAGGUCCCCGACGAGGGCCGGCCGCCCUUCGACGUCCACCUCACGGCCGAGAGGCGGAAACCCCUGCUCGUUCUCGUGCCGAGCGGACCUGGGGACAGCCGGUGGCCGCCCCUUGGGUCGCCCCCUGCCACAGCCGCACCGCAGCAAGGGACCACCCCGGCGGCAAGCGCGGCGCCGCAGCAGUGGACUUCUCCUGGGAACACUCCAACACAGCAUUGGUCUACCCCUGUGAGCGCUGGGAUACUUCAUUGGACUCCCCCUCCCCCUGUGAGUGCUGCAACGCCUCAUUGGACUCCCCCUCCCUCUGUGAGUGCUGCAACGCCUCAUUGGACUCCCCCUCCCCCUGUGAGUGCUGCAACACCUCAUUGGACUCCCCCUCCCCCUGUGAGUGCUGCAACACCUCAUUGGACUCCCCCUCCCCCUGUGAGUGCUGCACCACCUCAUUGGACUCCCCCGCCCCCCGUGAGCGUUGGAACACCUAGUUGGACUCCCCCGCCCCCCGUAAGCGCCGCAUCACCUUAUUGGACUCCAACUGGGAGCGACGGACCACCGUGGACAGCGCCUGUGAGUGCUCCUACACGGCACAGGGCUCCCCCCGCUAGCGCUGCGACACCUCAUUGGCCUCCCCCUGUGAGCGUUCCAACGCCUCCUUGGACUGCCCCCGUGAGCGUUCCAACAUCUCACUGGACUCCCAGUGGGAGCGCGACCACCCCGUGGACCACGGGGGGCUUCAUGACGUUCCCUGAGUGGUCCAGCGCUGCAGGUGGCGUCGCCUGGCAGCCGCUCGCGAGCGCCGCCACCCCGCAGUGGGCGCACCCUGGUGCCGCGGGCGGCACGAGCGCUGCGAGCCCCCCGCGGUCCGUCGCCGCCGCCGCCGCCAAACGGCCCGGGGCUGCCAAGCGUCCGCCAAAGCGGCCCAAGCCCCGGCCCGGGAAGCGCCCACCAGAGGCCGCCCUCGGCCCAGCGACGGGGCCGCCGUCAAAGCCACCAUCGAGGCCGCCGUCGAAGCCGCCCACCGACCUGCAUAUCGUGCCAAGCGCAGACAGCGCGGCCGCCGCUGUGAACCUAGUGCCAUCCGCCGAGGCGUCAGGUGAGAUCCAGAACCGGUGGCGCGGAGGGUGUCAUCGUUAA